ACAUGGUCUCACACCUCUUACUCACAACUCAAACCGAAGCACCUUCACGGAACAUGCUUAGGAAACUGCCAAUUCUUCCUUCAUAUUCUCUCUUCUCACCCUCUCAAAAACUUCCUCCAUUGAACUGAACACCCUCCUCAUCAAACAGAUUUUUCUUUUGUAAACAAUUUUCUCAGUUCAAUACUUUUCUUCUGUGAAAAAUUCUGGUGGGAAUUCGGUUAAGAAUGGCAACUUUCCCAAACACGGUGGCGGAUGGCCGGAGCUCCGGCAAGGCACUGGAGAAAUCCAACUUCUCACAGACUUGCAGCCUCCUGAGCAAGUUCUUGAAGGAGAAACGUGGUUCUGGAGAUUCUGUCUCUGGAAUGGGUGGGAAAAUGGAUCCUAAAGCUUGUACGAAAGAUUUGUUAGCAAACUUGCAAAAAUCAGAUGGGACUUUGAGACCAAAUGCUUCUUCUGCUAUGGAUAUUCUUCCCCAGCUUGUGGAAAACCCCUGCAUUAAGAAGUCUAAUGUUAGGUCAGCAGGGCCUAAAACACCCCAAUUGACAAUAUUCUAUGCUGGAAAACUGUUGGUAUUUGAUGGUUUUGUGCCUGAGAAGGCAACAGAGGUUAUGGAGUUGGCGACCAAGUUAGCAUCUGAUAGUUCCAGUUCUGAAGAAAAUUCCCCCAAGGCUCCGGUUGUCGCUGAAAAAUUGAAGGAAUCAAAAGCUCCUCAGACAAACCUGGCCUCAGAAACCUCUCGACCAGGAAACCAAGCUGUUCGUUCAGAUAUGAGGUAUCCAAGGAGAGCUUCACUUCUUAAAUUUCUUGAGAAGAGAAAAGAAAGGGUAAUUGCUAAAGGACCUUACCAAGUUAACAACCCCAAGCAUGAGGGUAGCAGUUCAGGAGGUGAACCUGAAGAUCAGAGUUCCAAACACUUGGACCUUAACCUCUAGCAUGUUUGAAUUUAUCUUCAGAUCUUCCCAAGUCAGCUCUCCUUCCAACGUGAAAAUUUACCAUGUAUCGGAACAACAACAACACGGACAUGUAGUGGUUUAGCCCAUCUUGAAUUUAGGAUAUACAGGCUCUGUGCCCACUCAAAAUACCCUCCUAACUUCUGUGAUUGCAGGCCUUUUGCAGAGAUUGUUGUGGCCUUCAUACAUAUAUGAUAUCUAUAGUAUAUAUUUGUUUUUAUAAUGUAUCAAUGAGGUCCAACGCUUUGGACCAAACCAGAGUUAGUAUAGUUUUGUUGUUGAGAUUGAUUAGUUUCAGAAAAUUCCCAAGUAUUUGUGCAUUA
Molecule: messenger RNA, 1273 nt
Organism: Lotus japonicus
Lineage: Eukaryota; Viridiplantae; Streptophyta; Magnoliopsida; Fabales; Fabaceae
Product: jasmonate ZIM domain-containing protein 1-like
Exons: 5
Coding region: 225-932 (235 amino acids)
Biological process (GO): response to wounding; regulation of defense response; regulation of jasmonic acid mediated signaling pathway
Cellular component (GO): nucleus
Source: RefSeq, a predicted model, not a curated record